AUGUCCACCAACCUCAUUCAGGUGCCACUUAAGCACACCGCUGCCAUUGAUUUGGGAGCGGGGUUACGACAUGUGAUUGACAAGGACUAUUUCCAGCCGUCAUCACUAUUUGCAUCCGAUUUACAGACAGUGACAGCGACCCGUGACGUGGUGGCGGAAUUUUCUGACAGCAAAGUUGACUUCAAAUCACCAGAGGUGAUCUCUCAGUACCUCCAAAUUCUCGAUGCGCUAGCACGGAAGUUCCCUGACGACGGGAUCGAGUUCGGCUGGCUGCUGACGAUUGGCCAUGGGAGACUGGCGUUGGAGGCCGUCCACCUGAUCCACACUGAGCGCAUGAACGCGGUAUACCAAUUGGGAGCAAUCUACUGUGCGUUGGCUUUGAAAGAGUCUCGCUAUACCGAAGAUGGUCUCAAGAAACUGUGCAACUACUUUCAGUUAGCAGCAGGAACGUGGCAAUAUCUUCAGGGAAUGGUAGAAGCAACACCCAAUCGCGCCCCUCGAGAAUGCGACAGCAAUACGUUGGAAUGCCUUGAACAGCUAAUGAUGGCCCAAGCUCAGGAGUGUAUUUGGCAGACGGCCGUAGCAAAUGAAUUGAAGGACUCAGUGAUCGCUCGUUUGUCUAUGCAAGCGUCGCUAUACUACCAAAAGGCAUUUGAGAAGGGGACCCAAUCGCCACAGAUCAUUUUAGAAUGGCUAAAUCAUAUGAGAGUAAAGCAAUAUCACUUUGCUGCUGCUGCUCAUUUGCGUAUGUCUAAUGUGGCUCUCCAGAGUCAACAAUACGGUCAACAAGUUGCUCAUCUCAAAGUGGCUGCUGCUAAAUGUGCCCAAGCAUUCAAGCAUAAGCGAUACGUCAAUUCAUUUGUGAUUGAAGACUUGAGUGGGCUUGAUACAGUUAUCAAAGACACUCUAUCUGCUGCUGAAAAAGAGAAUGAUCUUAUUUAUCUACAGGUGGUGCCUCUGGAACUGGAUCUUAAGCCAAUUGUGGGUACCAAUAUGGUGGCGCCUGUGGUCCCUGAAAUCCUCAAACAAGGUUCGCUGGAAGAGAAACUAUUCGCCGACUUGUUGCCAUAUAUGAUUCUACAGGUGGCUCAAGCCUUCAGAGAACGUCAAGACGACUUUGUCGUUGCUGAAAUAACCAAUCCAAUUAACCAAGCUAACCAAAAAAUGCUUCAGUUCCUUAACGAACGAAAUUUACCGGCUUCAAUCGAUGCUAUUCAACAGCCAGAGAACUUACCCGAUUCGCUUUUGCAACAUGCAUGGGACAUCAAGCAGAGAGGCGGGGUGGAGGCUACGGAUAAAAAGAUUGCCGAGGUGGCCGAAUUGGCAUUCAAACUGGAGCAACUCGUACGAGAGUGUCGAGGCCGACUUGAUAUGGAUGAGUCGGAAGAUCGCCAAUUGGUGUCGAUGUAUGGUCAAAGAACGCGACCGCCAAUGGAAGUGGCAGCCCAGGAUAUCAUUGGUAAACUUGAAAAGCUUGAUUCUUAUUUGAGUCAGGCCAAAGUGGGAGAUGCUCACCUUCGCCAGCUGUACGCCACCAUGAAGGUUGACCUUGAGGUGUACAGUGGUCCGCAAGAGCAAUUACAACAAGUCAUCCCCGAUUCCAAGUAUGUUGCGCUUGAUUCUCAGGUAACAAUGACGAUCCGGACUCUCCGUGAGCUAUUAACGCAGGUUGACAACCUAAAAGCCGAAUCAAGUAAACUUGCAGACGAGGUGGAGAUUCGUGGCCGAGACCAUAAUAUUUUGCCGAAAAUCAUUGAGCAGUAUAAGCGAGACAAACUGGCGGCGUACAAUGACGACGGAUCAUUCAACGAGCGAGUGUUUGAACCAGUGUACGAAGAACACCUUCGCAUGUACAACCCCGAUCUUGAACAUGUGCAUAACCUCAUUCAGCGACAAAGACAGUUGCAAGAGCAAAUAUCCAAUGCUUAUGCCGACUUUACCACAAUAUGGGCUGACCGCAGCAGCGAGUCUCAAACCCGGAGGGAGAAGGUGCUCCUGCACUUUGAGAGCGUUUACAUCAGCUACAUUGAGCUUUUAGGUCAUCUUGAGGAGGGGUCAAAGUUCUAUUGCGACUUCUUGGUUAAAGGCACCGCUGUCGUCCAGGAAUGUGAGCAGUUUUUAGCCCGACGGCGGGUAGAAGCGCAAGAGAUGGAGGCACGUAACCAGCACGGCAUGUUCCCCGGGGUGUGGAGACUGCCAACGGCUCCAGAAUAG
Diutina rugosa is the source of this 2214-nucleotide messenger RNA. It is a transcript of the gene RIM20, whose product is annotated as Rim20p. The coding region runs from base 1 to 2214 and encodes 737 amino acids. NCBI's taxonomy places the organism in Eukaryota, Fungi, Ascomycota, Pichiomycetes, Serinales, Debaryomycetaceae. The transcript has a single exon. Gene Ontology annotation, molecular function: protein binding. The record is from RefSeq and is a predicted model, not a curated record. Gene Ontology annotation, cellular component: endosome.